ACACUUGAAGACCGCAGCACUAAACAGCAGCAUCUCAGUUAAGAGUCUCCUGCUCUUUGCUCCAAGAAUUUACAACAGCUGUAAUUGGAUUUUGCAGGACAACAUAUCCAAACAGAAAACCCCCUGGGGAAGCUGAGAUCCUUGUGAAACUGUUAUAAAGAUGGCAUUUAUUAAAAUGGAGAGUGAAGACGUGAAGAUUGAAGAAGCAUUCAGAGCGAAACAAGAAGAUGAUGAGGAACAAACAGAUGAUAAAAGCUCAAUAAGAAUUACAAUCAGCAAAAGAACAUUCAAUGUACCAAAAGGUCUUCAGGUCUGUUUCUUCACAGACUCAGUGUGUUGGGAUAUUGAGCAUUACUUUCCAAACGCACAAUGCUGGGUUCAUCCAGACACGACUCUAGUGAGAUCCGUUCAACAACACGUGAAACACUUUGAGAAACUGCACAACUACACAAUAGUGAUUCUCCACAUAGGAACAAACGACAUCUCAAGUGGAGCGUCUUCAUCGACUGUCGUCCAGAGAAUGAAAACUCUCAUAUCAAGAAUCUCACAAGUUAAUUCACACAUCCUGUAUUUCGCAAUCAGUGCUAUUUUACCGCGAGCAAAAGACGACUCUACGGUCAAAACUACAAUCAAACAAUGCAACAGCUUGCUUCACUACUGGUCUACACACACAAGACACAUUCUGUUUCUGAACACUAACAAACCAUUUCUCAAAAAUGGAAAAAUAAUCCCAAACCUUCACAAACAUGAUGGACUUCACCUGAACCAAGAAGGAAAACACAAACUGUUUUCAUACUUUCAGAGUUUCCUCUGGCAUUUUUGCAGGUUUUCUUCACGUGCAAGACGUACCUAAACAUCUCACAUCAGUCUUUAAACACAAACUAUACUUUGUUUAAUACAUCUGUGAAGCAAUAAAGUAUCAUUUCUCUUAACA
Molecule: messenger RNA, 934 nt
Organism: Carassius gibelio (silver crucian carp)
Lineage: Eukaryota; Metazoa; Chordata; Actinopteri; Cypriniformes; Cyprinidae
Exons: 4
Coding region: 161-853 (230 amino acids)
Source: RefSeq, a predicted model, not a curated record